AUGUAUGAGCAGGAAAUCUUGAAGGGACUUAAUCUUUUCAUCCAAAACUAUGAGCGCCGUAUCCGAAUUGAGACGUAUAUCAAAGAUGGGCUUAGAAAGGAUCAAUUGAUCGACCCCAAUGGACCCACGGUAGACAAACUAUCAGAAUCGUCCAUAGUUGAUAGGAUGCGAGUCGAAGCACCUCCUCGCAGAGCCUGGGUAGAGCCACCGGUAGUAAACGAACCUUUGAAUCGUUCUGCCCUUAUACGCGCAACAAAGGCAGCAAAGACAGCAAAGGCCAAGCCUACUCAACCAUCUAGUCAUGUCGAGGCUGAUGUAAGUUCACUGACAUUGUCUCGUCACUUUUUUAGACUAUCUACCAAUAUCUCUCACAGCGCAAGGAGCGACACAAUCAGUGUCACUGAAAGAGCCAAAAGAGCCGGGCGGGCAAAGCAAGUCGCAGGGCUAGGAACGAUACCGGACAUAGUUGAGAAUGUAGUUUAA
Molecule: messenger RNA, 483 nt
Organism: Sclerotinia borealis F-4128
Lineage: Eukaryota; Fungi; Ascomycota; Leotiomycetes; Helotiales; Sclerotiniaceae
Source: the annotation of a GenBank genome assembly